Molecule: messenger RNA, 4852 nt
Organism: Drosophila bipectinata
Lineage: Eukaryota; Metazoa; Arthropoda; Insecta; Diptera; Drosophilidae
Source: RefSeq, a predicted model, not a curated record
AUGGCAGAGGCAGCCCCCACUCAACCCUGCAUAGUGUCUCCGGGCGGCCCGCCUGGCGGCCCACCGCCUCCGGAGCGGUCCAGCCAGGAGAACCUGCACGCCCUGCAGCGCGCCAUCGACUCGAUGGAGGAGAAGGGCCUGCAGGAGGAUCCCCGCUACUCGCAGCUGCUUGCCAUGCGGGCCACCUCCAAGCACCAGCAUCUGAACAACAACCAGGUGAAUCUGCUUCGCACACAGAUCACGGCCUACCGGCUGCUGGCGAGGAACAAGCCCAUUUCCAUGCAGAUGCAGCAGGCGCUUCAGGCGGCCCAACAGCAGCCGCCGCCAGGGCCACCUAUAGGGCCGCCGGGGACACCGGGAGGACCGCCGCCAGGGCAACCGCCAGUGCAGCCACAGCAGCAACAACAACAGCCGCCGGCUGCAGGAACGCCCAGUCAGUGUCCUACUCCGCCGGCUAGCAAUCCCUAUGGGCCGCCAGUGCCGGGCCAGAAGAUGCAGGCUGCUCCUCCGCCGCCGCACAUGCAGCAAGGUCAGCCGCUGCCGCCGCAACCUCCGAGCGCAAUUCAGCAGCAGCAACCGCCGCAGCAACAGCAGCCACCACAGCAGCCGCAGCAACCUCCACCCGAGCAACUGCAGCACCAGCUGCCGAACGGAGGCAAGCCGCUGAGCAUGGGACCUGCCGGGGGCCAGCCACUGAUACCCACGCAGGGAGUGCGGCCGACUCAGCCGGGUAUGCCACCUGUGGGUCAAGUUCCGCAGCCCGGCGGCGGUCCAGCCGCGAGGCAAGUACCUCCCGCUGGCAUGCCCAUGCCGAAACCCAAUCGGGUGACCACAGUGGCCAAGCCAGUGGGCUUGGACCCCAUCACCCUGCUGCAGGAAAGGGAGAACCGGAUAGCGGCGAGGAUCUCGCUGCGCAUGCAGGAGUUGCAGCGCCUGCCGGCCACCAUGUCCGAGGACCUGCGCCUCCAAGCAGCCAUCGAGCUGAGAGCCCUGCGGGUCCUGAACUUCCAGCGGCAGCUACGCAUGGAGUUCGUCCAGUGCACGAGGCGAGACACGACCCUGGAAACGGCCCUGAACAUCAAGUUCUACAAGCGCACCAAGCGGCAGGGUCUGCGGGAGGCGAGAGCUACUGAGAAACUGGAGAAGCAGCAGAAGCUGGAGGCUGAGAGGAAGCGCCGGCAGAAGCACCUGGAGUUCCUGGCCGCGGUGCUGCAGCAUGGCAAGGAUCUGAGGGAGUUCCACAGGAACAACAAGGCCCAGCUGGCGCGGAUGAACAAGGCGGUGAUGAACUACCAUGCGAACGCAGAGCGCGAGCAGAAGAAGGAGCAGGAGAGGAUCGAGAAGGAGCGUAUGCGCCGCCUGAUGGCCGAGGACGAGGAGGGCUACCGCAAGCUCAUCGAUCAGAAGAAGGACAAGCGCUUGGCCUUCCUCCUGUCGCAGACGGACGAGUACAUCAGCAACCUGACCCAGAUGGUGAAGCAGCACAAGGACGACCAGAUGAAGAAGAAGGAGGAGGAGGGCAAGCGGUUGCAGCUCUACAAGAAGGAGCUGCUGAUGAGCGGCGAGUACAUCGGCAUCGACGAGGGUAGCAUUGUGGCCGACAUGCGCGUCCACGUUGUGGAGCAGUGCACCGGAAAGAAGCUGACCGGCGAUGACGCCCCCAUGCUGAAGCACCUUCAUCGGUGGCUGAACAUGCACCCCGGCUGGGACUGGAUCGACGACGAGGAGGAGACCAGCGGCAAUGAGGAUGUCAAGCCCAAGGUGGAGGAGCAGCCGCAGGCCGCGGAAGACGUUACCGACAAGGCGGCGCCGGCGGGCGGCGAAGAGGAUACCAAGACUCUGAUCACCCAGGCCAAGGUGGAGGACGACGAGUACCGUACCGAGGAGCAGACCUACUACAGCAUCGCCCACACCAUCCACGAAAAGGUCACGGAGCAGGCCAGCAUCAUGGUGAACGGACAGCUCAAGGAGUACCAGCUGAAGGGUCUGGAGUGGCUGGUCUCCCUCUACAACAACAAUCUGAACGGCAUUCUGGCCGACGAGAUGGGUCUGGGCAAGACCAUCCAGACCAUCUCGCUGGUCACCUACCUGAUGGACCGCAAGAAGGUGAUGGGCCCGUACUUGAUCAUCGUGCCCCUCUCCACUCUGCCCAAUUGGGUGCUCGAGUUCGAGAAGUGGGCGCCCGCCGUGGGCGUGGUCAGCUACAAGGGAAGCCCCCAGGGCCGGCGGUUGCUUCAGAACCAGAUGCGAGCCACCAAGUUCAACGUGCUGCUGACCACCUACGAGUACGUGAUCAAGGACAAGGCGGUGCUGGCCAAGAUCCAGUGGAAGUACAUGAUCAUUGACGAGGGUCACCGCAUGAAGAACCACCACUGCAAGCUGACCCAGGUGCUGAACACCCACUACAUAGCGCCCUAUCGGUUGCUCCUCACGGGAACGCCGCUCCAAAACAAACUGCCCGAGCUGUGGGCCCUCCUCAACUUCCUGCUGCCCUCGAUCUUCAAGUCCUGCUCCACAUUCGAGCAGUGGUUCAACGCCCCCUUCGCCACCACCGGCGAGAAGGUGGAGCUCAACGAGGAGGAGACAAUCCUGAUUAUCCGUCGCCUGCACAAAGUGCUGCGUCCCUUCCUGCUGCGACGUCUCAAGAAGGAGGUGGAGCACCAGCUGCCCGACAAGGUGGAGUACAUCAUCAAGUGCGACAUGUCCGCCCUGCAGCGCGUCCUCUACAAGCACAUGCAGAGCAAGGGCGUCCUCCUUACGGACGGAUCGGAGAAGGGCAAGCACGGAAAGGGCGGCGCCAAGGCCCUGAUGAACACCAUCGUCCAGCUGAGGAAGCUCUGCAAUCAUCCGUUCAUGUUCCAGCACAUCGAGGAGAAGUACUGCGACCACACCGGUGGUCACGGAGUGGUUUCUGGACCUGACUUGUAUCGUGUGUCUGGAAAGUUCGAGCUGCUGGAUCGCAUUUUGCCCAAGCUGAAGGCCACAAACCAUCGCGUACUGCUCUUCUGUCAGAUGACCCAGUGCAUGACGAUCAUCGAGGACUAUCUCGGAUGGCGCCAGUUCGGCUACCUUCGACUGGACGGUACCACCAAGGCCGAGGAUCGUGGCGAGCUGCUGCGCAAGUUCAACGCCAAGGACUCUGACAUCUUUGUUUUCCUGCUGUCCACCCGAGCCGGCGGUCUGGGUCUCAACUUGCAGACGGCCGACACCGUGGUGAUCUUCGACUCGGAUUGGAAUCCUCACCAGGAUCUGCAGGCUCAGGAUCGAGCCCAUCGUAUCGGCCAGCGCAACGAGGUGCGCGUUCUCCGGCUGAUGACUGUGAACUCUGUGGAGGAGCGUAUCCUGGCCGCCGCCAGAUACAAGCUGAACAUGGACGAGAAGGUCAUCCAGGCCGGUAUGUUCGAUCAGAAGUCGACAGGCAGCGAGCGGCAACAGUUCCUGCAGACGAUCCUGCAUCAGGACGACAACGAGGAGGAAGAGGAGAACGAGGUGCCCGACGACGAGAUGAUCAACAUGAUGAUCGCCCGCAGCGAGGAGGAGAUAGAAAUCUUCAAGCGGAUGGACGCUGAACGCAAGAAGGAGGACGAGGACAUUCAUCCGGGCAGGGAACGGUUGAUCGAUGAGUCAGAGCUGCCCGACUGGCUGACCAAGGACGACGAUGAAGUAGAGCGUUUCCACUACCAGUACGAUGAAGACACUAUUUUGGGUCGCGGCUCUCGGCAGCGCAAGGAAGUCGACUACACCGACAGCCUCACCGAGAAGGAGUGGCUGAAAGCCAUCGACGACGGCGCCGAGUUCGAUGAGGAAGAGGAGGAGGAGGACUCGAAGCGCAAGCGGCGCAAGCGAAAGAACCGCAAGGACGAGUCCGACGACGACUCGCUCAUCCUGAAGAGGCGGCGGCGCCAGAACCUGGACAAGCGCUCCAAGAAACAGAUGAACAAAAUCAUGAGCGCGGUGAUCAAGCACACUCAGGACGGCCGCACCCUGUCCGAGCCCUUCAUGAAGCUUCCCUCCCGUCAGAGGCUGCCCGACUACUACGAGAUCAUCAAGCGGCCGGUGGACAUCAAGAAGAUCCUGCAGCGCAUCGAGGACUGCAAGUACGCCGAUCUCAACGAGCUGGAGAAGGACUUUAUGCAGCUCUGCCAGAAUGCUCAGAUCUACAACGAGGAGGCUUCCCUUAUCUAUCUGGACUCGAUUGCCCUCCAGAAGGUGUUCGUGGCCGCGAGGCAAAGGAUAACCGCUGCCGCAGAUGCAAUGGCAGUGGCGGCAGGGGAGAAUACGGGUGAGGCGCAAGGAAACGGUGGCGGGGGAUCAGACAAUUCCGAAAACGAGGAUGACGAUGGCGGGGACGAUGGCUCCGACGAUGAGGAGAUCGCCACCACCUCUGCGGCGGCCGUGAAAAUGAAGCUGAAGCUCAACAAGUCUCUGGCCAGUGCCCCGGCCACGCCCACGCAGUCGUCGAACGUGGGCAGCGGUGCAGCCACCACAUCCAAGAAGCAAACGCGCCGCAAGCGCUCCCAGAAGAAGUACACCAUCUCCGAUGACGACGACGACGACAUGGACUAGCUGCCGCUGGGCAUGAUCUUCAAGCGCGGAUCAUUGGACGUCGAUUGAUUUUUAUUUGGCCUAGGUUCAUACACUUCCGGAUAAGGUGCUUGCUGAAUCGCUUGUAUUCAGCCGAUUCACUGACCACCUUGCCUACCAGGCACGCAAUCAUUUUAACCUUUUAACCUUAGUUGUAGGGCUUCGUUUAAGUUUCCUUUUUCCAAUAUACACCCCAAUGUUCUUUACACAAAUUAUAAAAUUGUAUUUAAAAUUACAUGCUUUUAAAUAAAUGCAUAUAUUACGUAGA